GUCCCGAAGAAGGACCAGGGGGAAGCAGGACGUUAAAACUUCACGUGGAACCAAGCUUUGAACCCAGCCCAUUCAACCGAGUCCAAGAAGCCAUGCCCUAGUGGCUUUGUGUCAAUUCCAAGGUCAUUAUAGAAACGAACAUCAAUCUACCCCAUUAGCUUGACUUCUCAAGUUAUUGCCUUUUCAAUGUCAGCUAAGAGGUGGUGCUUAUGGGGAUGUUACUUGUUUUCCUUUUCAAGAGGGGUUAAAUUCCAUCGCAACACCGACUCGUUUGGCUUCUUUGAGUAUUUUAGCUGGUGUCGUCGGUGUUGCUGCCAUGGGAGUGUUGAUCCUUGAGAAUUUACCAGAGAAAGAAAGAUGGAAGCUUUCAAUGAGUGUGAACUAACAACAACAUGCUAUAAUUAGUUAAACCAGUAACAGCCGAUAAGCCAUCCAAUGCGUUUAAAAGAAUAAGGUAGACCAAGAACACCCCUGCACCGAUAAUAGCAAUGACGGCAUUUGCAGAAGGGUUGGAUUGAGAGGAUAAAGGCCUGGACUUGGCAAUGAUAAUGCCAUCUCGAAAUCCCUAUUUUUUUUUUAAAAAAAAGGAAGCUCAGGUUAGUCUUCGUGAUUGACUUAUAUUUGUUCGCAAGUCGAAACAGACGCUGGCGUUUUAAUCAACGUUGGAAAACGUGGCAAUGACUUAUUGGGUGGUUGAUUUGGGUCCACUGGAAUAUUCGAAAAUGGAAAUUGCUAGGAGACUAUUGCGAGUUAAAAGAAAAUCAAACCCUCUUCUUGAGCAACAGAGAGCAGAGAGAAUGGUGAAGAAUUAAUUAAUAAAAAAAGAAGAAGAAAAGGGUUGAAAUGAGGAGAGUGGGAUGCGAUUAUCGAUGCCUUCUGAUACCAGCCGCACUCGCAUUCUUCUAUAUCCAGAUGCGGUUAUUUGUUACGCAAUCAGAGUACGAGGAUCGGCUUGCUGCUGCCGUUGAAUCAGAGAAUCAUUGUACAAGUCAAUCACGUUUGCUUAUUGAUAAGAUUAGUAUCCAGCAAGGCACUAUCGUUUCUCUUCAAGAACAAAAUAAACGACAAAGCGAAGAGUGUAGGCAGCUCAAGGCGCUUCUUGAAGAUCUUGAAAGAAAAGGCCUUAAAAAACUGGUUGAUAAGGUACCAGUGGCAGCAGUUGUGAUCAUGGCAUGCAAUCGUGCUGAUUAUCUAGAACGUACAAUUGAGUCCGUUUUGAAGUAUCAAAGGUCCGUUGCUUCAAAGUAUCCGCUUUUUGUAUCUCAGGAUGGAACAGACCCAAAUGUUAGACGCAAGGCUAUGAGUUAUGAUCAGCUAAUGUACAUUCAGCACUUGGAUUCCGAACCAGUACACACAGAAAGGCCUGGGGAAUUGAUUGCAUAUUACAAGAUUGCAAGGCAUUACAAAUGGGCAAUGGAUCAAUUAUUUUACAAGCAUAAUUUCAGCCGAGUAAUUAUACUUGAAGAUGAUAUGGAAAUCGCUCCUGAUUUUUUUGAUUACUUUGAGGCUGCAGCAGCUCUUCUUGACAAGGAUAAGUCCAUUAUGGCCGUUUCCUCAUGGAAUGACAAUGGACAAAAGCAGUUUGUGCAUGAUCCUUACGAACUUUAUCGGUCAGAUUUCUUUCCUGGACUUGGGUGGAUGCUGACUAAAUCAAUUUGGGACGAACUAUCCCCUAAAUGGCCAAAAGCAUAUCCUUUUUUUUAUAUUGAGAAUCAUAAAGGUCGACAGUUCAUUCGUCCAGAAGUGUGCAGAACAUAUAACUUUGGCGAGCAUGUACGUAUGACUAUCUAUAUGCUACUGCACUUGUUAUUUAUUUACGAUGUAAAGGUUGAUUGGAAGUCGAGGGAUUUAAGCUACCUGAUGAAGGACAAGUAUACAAAGCAUUUUGCCGACGUUGUGAGAAAAGCUAAACCUAUCCAAGGAACUGAUGCUGUUCUUAAGGUCUCAAAUAUAGAGGGUGAUGUACGUAUCCAGUACAAGGACCAACCAGACUUUGAAAGGAUUGCACGCCAGCUUGGUAUUUUCCAAGAGUGGAAGGAUGGAAUACCAAGGACAUCAUUUAAAGGAGUAGUUGUUUUCAGAUACCAAACAACAAGACGUGUAUUCCUUGUCGGCCCAGAUUCUCUUUGGCAACUUGGGAUCAAGGAUGCUCGAAACAUAUGAAAUGAGAGAUCAUGCGCUGUUAGUUCCAUAGAGUUUGGUUUUUAUCUUGUAGCAUCGCUGACGAGGAUGAGGAAGGAAGACACCAUCAGAUACCGAAGUAGAGUAAGUUCUUGUCUAUAUUUAAAUUAACAGAACUCAAAGAAGGAAAUGCGUGCAUAUUUGAGUCGUUAGAGAGGCAGUCAGGCGGAGAGAUAUGGCUACACAAAGCCAGACACAAGCAUAGUUGAUCCUGAACGACAGUGGAAUCAGCUUCUAUUUCAGAUAGGGCUUUUCUUGAUCCUUUUUGGGGUCAUAUAUACAUCUGAUCAUUAUGUGAGAUGCCUGAUCCUUAUGCUCCUCGAGUGGAGUUAGCAUGCGUGUCUUGUUAUUGGAUAUAGUUCGGAAGUUCCCAUGAAUUUUGUAGUAUUCAUCGACGACGUUGUUCUUACUAAUGUUUUUUCUUAACCAUUACAUGCCAAGUGAUCAUCGACUUGUGACUGUUUCUUGAUGCAUGGUAGUAUAUUUUUUUUUAUAUAUAAAAAAACCCGAGCUUCAGAUA
Populus euphratica (Euphrates poplar) is the source of this 2701-nucleotide messenger RNA. RefSeq names its product alpha-1,3-mannosyl-glycoprotein 2-beta-N-acetylglucosaminyltransferase-like. NCBI's taxonomy places the organism in Eukaryota, Viridiplantae, Streptophyta, Magnoliopsida, Malpighiales, Salicaceae. The coding region runs from base 844 to 2163 and encodes 439 amino acids. Gene Ontology annotation, molecular function: alpha-1,3-mannosylglycoprotein 2-beta-N-acetylglucosaminyltransferase activity. The transcript has 17 exons. Gene Ontology annotation, cellular component: Golgi apparatus. The record is from RefSeq and is a predicted model, not a curated record.